GGUAUCCCCAUGCGGAAGUGUGACGUCAGUGCAGGAAACAAACAGCAGAUGCACCGGUGUGUAGAUGGAGGAAUGUUAGCGCGGAGAACGGCUAUCCCACUGUGACCGCGUCGUGUUACGGCUUUAAUCAAAGGAACUGAACUACAGCACCCGAGAGAAUGAAGUUCACAUGUGACCAGUGUGGAAAGAUGUUGCCAUCUGCUUCCAGUCUCAAACUUCACUACAGAACUCACACAGGAGAGAAGCCAUUUAAAUGUGACCAGUGUGGGAAGGAAUUUCAACAUUCUAGUAACCUGAAUCAACACAUGAGAAUCCACACUGGAGAAAGGCCGUACACCUGUGACCAGUGUGGGAAGGCAUUUAUAGACUGCAGUAAACUCAAAAGACAUAAGAGAAUCCACACAGGGGAGAAGCCAUUUAAAUGUGACCAGUGUGGGAAGGAAUUUCAACAUUCUAGUAACCUGGACCGACACAUGAGAAUCCACACGGGAGAAAGGCCGUACAGCUGUGACCAGUGUGGGAAGGCAUUUAAAGACUCGGGUAAACUCAAAGUACAUAUGAGAAUCCACACAGGAGAAAGACCACACAGCUGUGACCAGUGUGGGAAUGAAUUUAUACAGUCUAGUGCACUCAAAGUACAUAUGAGAAUCCACACAGGAGAAAGGCCAUACAGCUGUGACCAGUGUGGGAAGGCGUUUAAAGACUCGAGUACACUCAAAGAACAUAUGAAAAUCCACACAGGAAAAAGACCAUACAGCUGUGACCAGUGUGGGAAUGAAUUUAAACAGUCUAGUGCACUCAAUGUACAUAUGAGAAUCCACACAGGUGAAAGCCCCUGCAGCUGUGACCAGUGUGGGAAAGCAUUUAAACGCGCUGAUUCACUCAAAGUACAUAUGAGAAUCCACACGGGAGAACGGCCAUACAGCUGUGACCAGUGUGAGAAAGCAUUUAAAGACUCAGGUAGUCUCAUAAUGCAUAUGAGAAUCCACACAGGGCAGAAGCCAUUUGAAUGUGACCAGUGUGGGAAUGAAUUUAACAAGGCUGGUACACUCAAAGUACAUAUGAGAAUUCACACGGGAGAAACGCCAUACAUAUGUGACCAGUGUGAGAAAGCUUUCUCUAAUUCAUCCAAUCUGAAUAGACACAUGAGAAUUCACAAGUGUUUUAGACUGUAUGAGUGUGGUCAGUGUGAAAAGGCUUUUAAAACAUCGCAGCAACGCUCCAGUCACUACCGAACACACACAGGAGACAAACCAUACGACUGUGAAGAGAGUGGGAAGGCUUUAAGAUCUGUGAGGAACCGUCUGAACCAAGUUUCCAGACUGAAGGGAAGAGCAGCAGCUGUGACCAGUGUGGGAGGACCUGCUCAUCUGAAAGUGCACUGUCUUGAACACACUAAAGGAGACAGAGCUGCUGAGGCUGGAUCAUGUGAGGCUAAAGUCAGACUCAAAAAGCUGGAGAUCAGGCUUCAGAGACUCCAGACUGUGGAGUCGACCUCAGUGUAGAGUCAAAAAGUACAAGUAUGUAUAUAUAUAAGUACAAAAAAUAUGUUAUGAUUAAGAUUUUUUUAAACAAAGCUUUUUUUAUUGUAAACGUUUCAGUGGGAAUUUACUUUGUCCAUCUUAUAUUCUCAUUAUUUUUAUUUAUGGUGUUUUUUUUUGUUUUUUUUGCUUUGUUUAACCUUUCAUUUCUGGUUCACAGAAACACUCUUGUUAGUUACCCCACAACAAAGUUUAUUCUUCAUUGAUGUUGUGAUGACAAUAUU
Messenger RNA from Periophthalmus magnuspinnatus, 1765 nucleotides. Its product is annotated as zinc finger protein 664-like. Lineage: Eukaryota; Metazoa; Chordata; Actinopteri; Gobiiformes; Gobiidae. Gene Ontology annotation, molecular function: DNA-binding transcription factor activity, RNA polymerase II-specific; RNA polymerase II cis-regulatory region sequence-specific DNA binding. Gene Ontology annotation, biological process: regulation of transcription by RNA polymerase II. The transcript has 3 exons. The coding region runs from base 159 to 1505 and encodes 448 amino acids. Gene Ontology annotation, cellular component: nucleus. The record is from RefSeq and is a predicted model, not a curated record.